Molecule: messenger RNA, 1215 nt
Organism: Melospiza georgiana
Lineage: Eukaryota; Metazoa; Chordata; Aves; Passeriformes; Passerellidae
Gene: NR2E3
Product: nuclear receptor subfamily 2 group E member 3
Exons: 8
Coding region: 1-1215 (404 amino acids)
Biological process (GO): positive regulation of transcription by RNA polymerase II; anatomical structure development; negative regulation of transcription by RNA polymerase II
Molecular function (GO): zinc ion binding; RNA polymerase II cis-regulatory region sequence-specific DNA binding; nuclear receptor activity
Source: RefSeq, a predicted model, not a curated record
AUGGCUGCGUCCCCGGCGGGGUCGGUGGUGAGCGCCGGGCUGGAUGAGAGCCCCACGGGGCUGAGCCCGGCCCCUGGGAAGGAGCUGAGCCCGGUGCUGCUGUGCAAGGUGUGUGGGGACACCAGCAGUGGGAAGCACUACGGCAUCUACGCCUGCAAUGGCUGCAGCGGCUUCUUCAAGCGCAGCGUCCGCAGGAAGCUCAUCUACAGGUGCCAGGCAGGGACAGGGCUGUGCCCAGUGGACAAGGCUCACCGCAACCAGUGCCAGGCCUGCCGGCUCAAGAAGUGCCUGCAGGCUGGCAUGAACAAGGACGCUGUGCAGAACGAGCGCCAGCCCCGCAGCACAGCCCAGGUCCAGCUGGACAGCAUCCAGCUGGAUGCUGAGCUGCCCCCUGAGCAUGUGGCCACCACAUGUGAGGUUCCCCCAUCAACCUGUCCGGCUCCUCGUGGUCCUGGCGCCACUGUCACCCCGGGUCCCCGAGCGCCCACACCGCCCACCAACCAUCGCUUCAUGGCCAGCCUGAUGACGGCCGAGACCUGCGCCAAGCUGGAGCCCGAGGACGCUGAUGAGACGGUGGAUGUGACGGGCAGCGAGCCGGAGCGGGCGGCCGGCGAGUACCAGGUGGCGCCGUACCCGGCAGCCAGCCCCGAAAACAUCUACGAGACCUCAGCACGGCUCCUCUUCAUGGCCGUGAAAUGGGCCAAGAACCUGCCCGUCUUCUCCAACCUGCCCUUCCGUGACCAGGUGAUCCUGCUGGAGGAAGCAUGGAGUGAGCUGUUCCUGCUCUGUGCCAUCCAGUGGUCCAUGCCCCUGGAGAGCUGCCCGCUCCUGGCUGUCCCUGAGCCGGGCCCUGGGAAGCUGCUGCCGGCCACCCUGGAUGUGCGGGCGCUGCAGGAGACCCUCGGCCGCUUCAAGGCCUUGGCUGUUGACCCCACGGAAUUUGCCUGCAUGAAGGCCGUGGUGCUCUUCAAACCAGAGACCCGUGGCCUGAAGGACCCUGAGCAGGUGGAGAACCUGCAGGACCAGUCACAGGUGAUGCUGGGCCAGCACAACCGUUCCCACUACCCCGGGCAACCCGUCAGGUUUGGGAAGCUGCUGCUGCUCCUGCCAGCGCUGCGCUUCAUCUCUUCGGAGCGCGUGGAGCUGCUCUUCUUCCGCCGCACCAUCGGCAACACCCCCAUGGAGAAGCUGCUGUGUGACAUGUUCAAGAACUGA